Rhincodon typus (whale shark) is the source of this 2362-nucleotide messenger RNA. RefSeq names its product ankyrin repeat and kinase domain containing 1 (gene ankk1). Gene Ontology annotation, cellular component: cytoplasm. NCBI's taxonomy places the organism in Eukaryota, Metazoa, Chordata, Chondrichthyes, Orectolobiformes, Rhincodontidae. Gene Ontology annotation, molecular function: protein binding; ATP binding; protein kinase activity. Gene Ontology annotation, biological process: protein phosphorylation; regulation of cell cycle process. The record is from RefSeq and is a predicted model, not a curated record.
AUGGCAGGUGAGCCCAAGAGCCCUUUUCUCCAGCAGCCGUGUACCAACAUCAACUAUUUCACUGAGGAUGACUUCGAAUCAUUCAAUAAGAUUGCGUCAGGAGGCUUUGAAGUCUUCAAAGCAAAACACAAACUGUGGAGGGUGAACCUGGUUGUGAAAUGCUGCCAUUUGUUCUGUGAGAAAUCAUCUUCUUUUGAGAGGAAUAUGAGCCAUCUGCUGCAGGAGGCAGCAAGGAUUUUGGAAAUAAAGUUCAAGUAUAUCCUGCCAAUAUAUGGGACUUGUACAAGACCGGCUGGGAUUGUAAUGGAAUACAUGGAGAAUGGUGCUCUGGAUAAACUGCUUGUCAGGUACACACUAACCUGGAUGAUGAAGUCUCAGAUUAUUCAUGAGAUGGCAAUGGGAAUGGAUUUCCUGCAUAGUAUGAACCAACCCCUUCUUCAUUUGGAUCUGAAACCUGGAAAUGUACUGGUAGAUGAGAAUCUUCAUAUCAAGAUUGCAGAUUUUGGAUUAUCAAAAUGGGAAGAUUAUUUGAGUACUAAAGAACAAAUUGAAAGGGCAGUGACAAGAGGAGCCAUCAGUUAUAUGCCACCUGAACUACUGAAUAGACCUUCUGGAAUCAAGCAAGAUGUUUAUAGCUUUUCGAUCAUUAUGUGGGAAGUCCUGACUCAGCAGAAGCCCUAUGCAGGAACAAACAUCAUGGCUGUAUUUGUUAAGGUGGUGGCAGGAAAGAGACCGUGCCUUACACUCAUUCCAGAAAAUUCUCUACAAGACUGUGCACAGAUGGUUGACUUGAUGAAGAGAUGUUGGGAUCAGGAGCUGAAAAGACGAUCUGCAUUCUCAGAAAUUGUUCUGGAAACUGAAAUGCUGUACAGCAUGUCGCAAUCUCCAAAUAUUCAAGUCAACAGGCAAACAGAAAUACCAAAUCUGGCUCCUCUGUCGUCAAGUAGCAGCAUCCAGAAUGGCAAAAUAAUUGCUGAAAUUGCAAAUAUUGAAUUGCAGAAUUUGAAUUAGAUGUCAAAGACUGGGGGUAAUGAUGAACUCUCCAUUGACAGUAGAAGGGAACUCCUGCAACUCCUACUAGAACAAGAUUUCAACAACGUGAAGAAAAUAUUAAAAAAGGAACAUGUUGCCAUGAAUUUUGUGGAGGACUACACUUUGUUGCGCAUGGUUCUUUUCACAGGAGAUGUAGAACUUGUCAGGCUUGUACUGAAGUAUGGAUGCUCUGUCAAUGCCCAAACCUCCAGAGGGAUGACACCUCUGAUUAUAGCCAUACAACAUGGGUUUGUGGAUAUCUCCAUGUUACUCAUUGAAGAGGGAGCUGAUGUUAACCUCACAGAUGAAGACAACUGGGGACCUCUGCAUUUUGCGUCUCAGAACGGAGAUGACAGAAUUGCUCGCCUGCUGUUGGAUAAAGACGCUGAUGUCAACAUCAGGGAGCGUGAUGGGUGGUUACCACUCCACGUGGCAUCGCAGAAUGGCCAUGAAAACAUUGUGCGAAUUCUCUUACGCCACGCCAGCCUUGAUUUACAGGACAGGGACAAUCGCACGCAUCUUCAUUUUGCAGCCUAUCAUGGCAAUUAUAACAUUACCAAGCUUCUGAUUGGGCAAGGAGCUAAUUUAAACAAAAUGCAGGUUGACUUUAGGACACCGAUCCAUUUGGCUGCUGAAAGGGGUUUCUUCAGCGUUGUCAGGCCGUUGGUGAACAUUGGAGCUGAUGUUGACUGCCUGGACCAUUCUCACUUCAGCCCCUUGCACUUGUCAGCUCUGAAUGGUCACACAGGGACCUGUAGACAUCUCCUGAAACAUGGAGUGAAUGUCAACCAAAGGACCUUACAGAAUUGGACAGCUCUGCACCUUGCCUCUAUGAAGGGGCAUGUAACAACUGCCCACUUGCUAAUUGAAAAUUUCUCUGAUGUUGAUGUUGGUGGUGACAGAGAGUGGACUGCCUUGCACUUGGCGACACACUACAACCAUGCGGAUGUUGUUUCAGAGCUCCUAGUGAGUGGCGCCAAUCCUGAUGUCACGGAUGUGUCAGGGUGGACACCCCUCCACUUCGCUGCACAUAAAGGCAGACUCUGCUGUCUAGUGAAGCUUCUGGAUCACAAAGCCAAUGUAAAUGUUGCCAAUAGGUUCAGGUGGACCCCACUGCACUUGGCAGUGCUGAAUGGGAAUGUUGUUAUAGUGAAGAGGCUGAUAAGAGAAGGCACCAAUCUGAAAGCUAAGGACAUGUAUCAGAACACGCCACUCCAGCUGGCUUUGAAACACCAGAAACAAAGUGUAGUCAAUGUACUUACAGGGGAGGAGUCAUCAAAUGAUUACACCACUGACUAGACCCAGAGUCUAACACAAUAAAUACAAUAAC